Messenger RNA from Amborella trichopoda, 1572 nucleotides. RefSeq names its product Mitochondrial substrate carrier family protein (gene BAC2). The record is from RefSeq and is a predicted model, not a curated record. Gene Ontology annotation, molecular function: transmembrane transporter activity. Gene Ontology annotation, biological process: transmembrane transport. NCBI's taxonomy places the organism in Eukaryota, Viridiplantae, Streptophyta, Magnoliopsida, Amborellales, Amborellaceae.
GCGGGCAAUAUCAUCGUUACUGGCUUUGCCAUUGCCAUUUAUUAUUGUUAUUAUUCGUCCAUUUAUUAUUGAGCAACCAAAGAUGAGUUGCAAUGGUGGGAUGGUGACGUGGAGGUGGUUUCCCAUUAUUGUCUGUCUGUGGGUCCUUGUCCUUUCCCGAGGAGAAGGACGAGGUGGUCGUUUUUGUUGGAAUGCUUAAUGGCAGUGGCAUUAGAGCUAGCGAUUAGGAAAGAAUCGAGAGAGAGAGAGAGAGAGAGAGGAGAGGGAGAGGGAGAUGGAGUUUUGGCCGGAGUUCUUAGCGAGCAGCUCGGGAAGAGAAUUCAUAGCGGGAGGUUUUGGGGGAAUGGCGGGGGUGAUCUCAGGACAUCCGCUCGACACCCUCAGGAUACGCCUCCAGCAGCCUUCUUCUUCUUCCUCCUUCUCUGCUUUGAAGGUCCUGAGGAGCAUGGCGUCUUCCGAAGGGCCCUUGGCUCUCUACAAAGGAAUGUCUGCUCCCCUCGCCUCUGUUGCCUUUCAGAAUGCUGUGGUUUUCCAGGUGUAUGCAGUCCUGUCACGGGCUUUUGACUCACGCAAUGGCAGGGAUCCCCCUUCAUACAAAAGUGUUGUAUUGGGUGGGGUGGGAACUGGUGCUCUGCAGAGCCUCAUUCUCUGCCCGGUUGAGCUCAUUAAGAUCCAACUUCAAUUGCAGAAGCAGGCAUCAAGGGGGUUGGGUCCCAUGGGAUUGAUCAGGAGGAUCAUGGAGAGGGAAGGCGUUAAAGGGAUGUACAGGGGCCUGGCUGUUACAGCGCUCCGAGACGCCCCAGCCCAUGGAGUGUACUUUUGGACAUACGAGUACACAAGGGAGCACCUCCAUCCGGGGUGCCGCCAGUGCGAAGAGAACACCACCACCACCCUUACCCUUGGGAAGAUGCUAGUGGCAGGAGGAGUGGCAGGUGUCGCUAGUUGGGUUUGCUGCUAUCCAUUGGAUGUCCUCAAGUCGAGGCUUCAAGGUGAACCUGCUGCAUACACAGGCAUCCUCCACUGCUUUCGAAAGAGCGUGCGAGAAGAAGGGCCUGCUGUGCUUUGGCGGGGCCUUGGAACAGCCGUGGCACGUGCUUUUGUUGUCAAUGGGGCCAUCUUCUCUGCAUAUGAGGUCGCGCUCCGAUGUUUGUCAAGCUAUCAAGGUGGUCAGAGUCCUAGUCCUGCUGCUGAAUAGAUCAGCACUUCUCAAGCUGCACUACUCAAGACCGACCAUUGUUGGGCUAGGUUUAUCAUUACAUGAUUGAUAUUUGAGUGUUCUUUAAGAGAAUUGAGGUAGCGGUGGAGGUGCAAGGGAGGAAAGUAUGCCUACUUGUUGCUGGCUUUAUCAAUCUUAUCUGCUGGAAUGAAGAAUCGCUAGUUCGGAGCGGCAAACCAAUACACAGAUGAUGGAUGACAUAAGGUUGGGGUUUGUGGUCAUAGAGAAUCAGGCUGUCCAAUUACAUGCUUAAAAUUUUUAUAUGGCACCAAAUAUAAAAGGGUAGAUCCAAAAUCAGAAGUUUUCGGUGCACGUAUACACAAUAUUAUGAAUUAUAGGAGCCAUGUCCUUCGUGA